CAGGGCAGAGGGUGCUCUUGUUUGACAGAGGAAAACAGUGACAGGAGUGGAAACAUGGCUCGUAGUUUACUGAGCAGAGCUGUGGAUGUAGUUCAUCUCAGCAGGUUAACUCUGCUGCCCGGGACACGGCUGUACACCCAGACUCAGACGGAGCCGCUGACCGUGAAACAGGAAAACAACAGAAUAAGGAGAAUUAUAUUGAACAAUCCCAAAAAGAGAAAUGCCCUGUCCUUGGCCAUGUUGGAGUCACUCAGAGAAAACAUCCUGACUGAUAUUGACAGUGAAAAUCUCAGAGUUAUUAUCAUCUCAGCGAAGGGUCCAGUGUUUUCCUCUGGUCAUGACCUGAAGGAGCUGACGUCAGCACAGGGCAGGGAAUAUCACACACAAGUGUUUCAUACUUGUGCAGAGGUAAUGACUCUUAUACAGGACAUACCUGUACCUGUGAUCGCUAUGGUGAAUGGCAUUGCCACGGCAGCAGGUUGCCAGCUGGUUGCUAGCUGUGACAUCGCCGUGGUGACGGAAAAGUCCACCUUCGCCACCCCCGGUGUCAACGUAGGCCUGUUCUGCUCCACACCAGCAGUGGCCAUAGGAAGAGCUGUGCCCAGGAAGGUUGCCAUGGAAAUGCUGUUCACAGGAGCGCCCAUCUCAGCCCAUGAUGCUUUGCUGCAUGGUCUGGUCAGUAAGGUGGUGCCAGAGGAGCGGCUGGAGGAGGAGACGUUAGCCAUAGCCCAGCGGGUGUGCCAGGCCAGCCGACCUGUUGUAGCCCUCGGCAAAGCCACCUUCCAAAGACAAAUGGCACAAGGUCGAGAUGCAGCCUACGCCACCGCCUCCAAGGUGAUGGUGGACAACCUGGCUCUGAGAGACGGCCAGGAGGGGAUCCGAGCCUUCAUCGAGAAACGCAAGCCGGUGUGGAGCCACACAGCGGAGACGGCCCACGACUGACGGGCGGAUGGACGCUGCACUGGAUGAAGUGGCUUUUACUCCAUAGCGCUCUAGUGAUUAUCCUGAUAGUUACACUCUGAACCUGGCGUUUGGUUGAUGGUGUGGAAUUUCAGAGGCAUUCCAGCUGAAAUGAUGAGGCUGAGCAACUGAUGCAGAAAUGAGACUCACCAGAUCCCAAGAGACAGAAGCUUUGAAUUCUCAGACAAGUAGCCUUGCCUCUUACAAGACCAUGGUGAGGAGAUGAGAAGGAAGUACAUUAGGACACAGGAAACUUGAGAUGGUCAUUAACAGUCACAAAUGUUCUACAACUUAAGUACACUGCUCUCACUAUAUCUGUCUAAUGUAAGGUAUAUUUCAAUGGAGGACCUACAACUGGCACAAAACAACCAGUCAGAAGUACCACAAUUAUCACAAGCUACCACAAAACAUACAACAAAGUAUCACAAAACACUACAAUUAUGAUACCAUGAAUUAUGGGGCACUUUGUGGUACUUAGUUGUUCAUUAUGGUAUGCUUUGUGAUUCUCUGAGGUAUUCUCAGCGGCACUCUGCAGUUAACAGGGCAGUUUUAGCAGUUCCUGUUGUACAUGAAUAACUUGAUUCAAGUGCAAUGAAAAAUGUGAAAAGAGCUGUUUUUUUUUUUUUUUUCAUGUGAUACUCUUUAUGUGAUACCUGCUGUACAGGGAGGCCUUGAUAAAUACAGAGUAAUGUUAUUGAUAGCUAAUGAGGGAUUGACAAAAUCUUUGAGGUGAUGGGAAGAAGCCUGUGAUGUCUCAGUGCACCGUGUCACCACAGCAGUGUUGCAUCAGGCUGCAGUUUUGCCACGUUGCCAUGUGAUGGUGUCGUCGUGCAGAUCUGAAGAGUGAAGGUGCAAAAAGAGACUUCAGAGGCUCACAUACAGCAGGAGUAAGAGCCAGCUGAUCAUAUCACACUUCAUUUCUGUGACUUUUCAGAAUAAAAAUCUAAUAAAGUAAAUGCUUUGUAUCAAGGGUA
Molecule: messenger RNA, 1934 nt
Organism: Myripristis murdjan (pinecone soldierfish)
Lineage: Eukaryota; Metazoa; Chordata; Actinopteri; Holocentriformes; Holocentridae
Gene: echdc3
Product: enoyl CoA hydratase domain containing 3
Exons: 6
Coding region: 55-942 (295 amino acids)
Cellular component (GO): mitochondrion
Molecular function (GO): hydro-lyase activity
Source: RefSeq, a predicted model, not a curated record